UGAGCAUGAUCCCUGUUUUAUAUGUGGCUUGACGCGGCGUUGUGUGCUCAGACUGGCAGUGAGAGGAGACGCGCUCACUCAAAAACACACCGUCAAUUUUAACGAAUGGUGACUUAACGGAGAUGGGCAAGUCAGGUGUGUGUUGUGCCAGCCUGGAGGAGCCCAAGGCCCUGAUGAAGAUGGGGCUGAGCGUGGUCCUCAUUGGUCACAUUAACUUCCUGUUGGCAGCGCUGGUGCACGGCGUGGUGCUCAGACACAUCAACCUCCACAAGCAGGCCAGGGCCAUGGAGUACGCCAUCUCCAAUGUGGUGGCCCUCACCUCCGGCCUGGUGGGUGUCGUGGUUGGCAUUCUGGCUAUCAUCCUGUCCAAAAACAAGAAGAGCAGAGCCCUGACGUGGUCACUUUUCACAGUCAGUCUGGUUGCUGGGCUUACAGCCGCAGCAUCAGCCAUCGGGCUGAUGGUCUCUGUGGUGAGGGCCAUCGUUCACGGUGGGCGGAGCCUCCUGACUCACUGUCGCUUCCCAGACGCCAUCGGUUACUCCAGCGUCACCAAUGAGUGUCCUUUUGACCCCACACGCAUCUAUAGCACCACUCUGGUCCUUUGGGUGCCUCUAAUUGUGACGUGCAUCAUCCAAAUGGUGUUUUCUACCCGGUGCUUCAUCGUGUGCAUUUCGUUCCUUGGUCUCCCUUGCUGCCCUCGUAAGACGAGACCAAGAGACCACGGCAGAAUGAUCAAUGCGGCGAGGCCGGUGGAGCGAUCUGCGCCGCCUCGCUACGGUCCACCUCCACCUCGCUACGCUCCACCUCCUACUCGCCGCUCUCCACCUCCUCAACGGGAGCCUCGUCCUCCUCCUCAGCAGCACCUUCACCGCCAGCACCGCAGCCUUCCUCCGUCGGAGAGGCAGCCUCUUCGCCAGCAGCCUCACAGAGGAAGGCCAGCGGCGAGCAGCGGCAGCCAGCAGAGAGCACCUGAGCAGCAUCAGCUGCUGGAGAGAGGUGCGCUGGAGAGAUCCAGCUUCUGGAUAUAGACGACUGUGCUGAUUCCACCGGCUGUGGGAGAACGUGCUGUUGUCCUAGCUACAAGAAUUGGAUUAUAAUGUGAUUCACCCAUCCCCCUUUUCCUGUCACUAAUUCAAAUCUAUGAACUCUGACCUCAAAAGUGCUAGAAAGGAGAUGUUUUAUUUACCUGUGCUGUGGAUGUGAGCUCCAAUCUGAUGCAUGAAUUCUCUGUUUGCACAGCAGAUCCCAGUCAUGAGAUUGUGUGUGUGUGUAUGUGUGUGUGCACACAUGCACGCGUACACGUGUGUGUGUGUGUGUGUGUGUGUGUGUGUGUGUGUGCGUGUGUGUGUGUGCAUGUAUUAGGGUGUAUUUGACCCAACCUGUCUUUGUCAAAGAUUGUUUUCUUUCCCGUUUGUGAUGCCUCUUUGAUUCCAUUAUUGUGUGUUAUGACUGAGUACACUAUUGUUUGUGUGUGUAUGUGUGUGUGUGUGUGUGUGUGUGUGUGUGCAUUUGCUGGUGGGUCAAGAGAAACUCGUUUCACGUGAAACUAGCUCUGCAGUGCGUCCACUUUGUAUUUAUUUUCCUACUAAAUAAAUGUCUUAUUCAUAAUAGUU
Messenger RNA from Myripristis murdjan (pinecone soldierfish), 1613 nucleotides. RefSeq names its product transmembrane protein 54b (gene tmem54b). Lineage: Eukaryota; Metazoa; Chordata; Actinopteri; Holocentriformes; Holocentridae. The transcript has 6 exons. The coding region runs from base 123 to 1028 and encodes 301 amino acids. The record is from RefSeq and is a predicted model, not a curated record.